Molecule: messenger RNA, 2771 nt
Organism: Cuculus canorus (common cuckoo)
Lineage: Eukaryota; Metazoa; Chordata; Aves; Cuculiformes; Cuculidae
Gene: GRAMD1C
Product: GRAM domain containing 1C
Exons: 18
Coding region: 405-2411 (668 amino acids)
Biological process (GO): intracellular sterol transport
Cellular component (GO): endoplasmic reticulum membrane; endoplasmic reticulum-plasma membrane contact site; plasma membrane
Molecular function (GO): sterol transfer activity; sterol binding
Source: RefSeq, a predicted model, not a curated record
UUGUCUCGCCGCACACUACUGAUGGAGAUCGCUCCCUCGUGUUGCCCAGGCCUGAUAAAGGGUGCCUGCUUUCUAAAACUCCAAAACCAGUCUUACUUUAUUUACCGGCAUUUUUAGUUUCACAGCAACAGCAGCAGCAGCUACAGAAGAGGCAGCAAUAGGAGCAGGAGCGGGAGCAGCAGCAACAGGAGCAGCAACUACAGCAGCUACAGCAGAAGAAGCAACAGCAGCAGGAGCAGCUACAACAGCAGCAGCAGCUACAAUAGCAACAGGAGCAGCAGCUACAGCAGGAGCAGCAGCAGCUACAGCAGCAGCAGCAGCAACAGGAGCAAGAACAAGACGAGGAGCAGCGGCCGCGGCGCCGCUGUGCCCGUGGCCGCCGCCUCCCGCCCCGGCCCCUUUAAAUGGCGGCGUUGGCCCCGCCGAGGCAGGCAGUGGGUGCCGCGCCGCGCUCGCCCCCGUCCAUGGAAGUUCAUGAAGUGGAUCAUGGUCUUAUUAGCCAGCUACUUGCUGAUUCAGAGGAGACUCUUAGUUCGUGCACAGAGAAAAUGCAGAGUCCUGCUCAGUAUAGCUGGAGUGCUGACUGGAGCUUUUGGCUCUCAAGUUCCACUUACAAAUAUAGGAGUGAGGAAUUCAAGAGACAGUUUUCUCAUCUGCCAGACUCGGAGAGGCUCAUAGUAGAUUACGCCUGUGCACUCCAGAAGGAUAUACUGCUGCAAGGGCGCUUGUAUCUCUCUGAAAACUGGCUCUGUUUCCACAGCAACAUUUUCCGAUGGGAGACCACAAUUUCUAUUGCGUUGAAGGAUAUCACUUUCAUGACAAAGGAGAAAACUGCUCGGCUCAUUCCAAAUGCUAUACAAAUAGCAACAAAGGGAGAAAAGUUUUUCUUCACGUCGUUCAGUGCAAGAGACAGAAGCUACCUCAGUAUCUUCCGCUUAUGGCAGAAUGUGUUGCUGGAUAAGAGGCUGACCAAGCAGGAAUUCUGGCAACUGGUGCACCAGAGCUAUGGGUCUGAGCUGGGCCUGAACAGUGAGGAGAUGGAGAGCUUCCACUCGUCGUCUGAGGACAACGGGCAGCCUCGAUCCAGCAUUUGUGACGAUCCUGGAGAAAGAGAUGAAAAACUACCUAAAAUGAUCGGUUUAGUUCGGGAACCCAUGCUUCAAGCAGAAGGAGAGUCACUCAAUAGUGAUGCAUUGCCAGAAGUGGAGGAGUCCCCAAGUGAGAAGCAAAUAAAGAAGAGUCCUCUUCGAUCUUCAGAAAGAAAACCUGCUAAACUAGUCAGGAGCAGGUCUUUAGAAAAGUCCUUGGACCUGAAUGAGAAUGAAAAUCUUCCAGAGAAGAGCAGUGCCUCAGAUAGUGAAGAAGGAGUAAAGGAGACUGUCUCUGAGAAUGAUCUGUAUGGGAGAAUUUUUAUAAACAGAGUUUUCCACAUCACUGCAGACAAGAUGUUUGAAAUCCUUUUCACCAAUUCUCACUUCAUGCAGAGGUUUCUCAAUUCCAGGAGUAUAGUAGAUGCUGUAUCAACCCCUUGGAAUAGAGAUUCCAAUGGCAAUCAGUUGAGGACUUUGACGUACACUGUAACAAUUAACAAUCCACUUUGUGGAAAGUUCACAACUGCAACUGAAAAGCAGAUCCUGCAUAAGCAGAGCCAGAAAGGUCAGUCUUAUCAGGUGGAUGCUGAAGUACUGACCCAUGAUGUCCCCUACCAUGAUUAUUUUUACACUGUGAACAGAUACUGUAUAAGCCGCACAUCAAGUCACAAGUGUCGAUUACGGGUUUCUGCAGAAGUAAAGUAUAAAAAACAGCCCUGGGGCCUUGUCAAGUCUGUAAUUGAGAAGAAUACCUGGGGAGGAAUACAGGAAAACUUCAAACAACUUGAAUCAGAUCUUCUGUUGGAGGAAUAUGCAAUUAAUCAGUCCAUAGAAGACUCUGGAAAAUUAGUUGCCUUGAGACGAAGACGACGCACUUUACACCGGAGUCUGGCAGAAUCACUUCCCAAACGCUCUUCCCAGCACUCCCCUGGUGACAUGGGAGUAGAGUCACAGGGCAGCAUAAUAGGAAGGAAAAGAGAUGCUGUAAGUAGGACCACCACCAUCAUUGUAGUAAUGAGUGUCUUUUUGCUGCUCUUGGUCUUGCUGAAUAUAACACUGUUUCUCAAACUGUCAAAGAUAGAGCAUGCAGCUCAGUCACUCUAUCAUGUUCAGCUUCAGGAAGAAAGCUCUUUGAACAUAUCUCCAGAAAUGGUAUCAAAAGAAGAGAUCCCACAAUAUGAUAAGGAACAGGUUAAACAUGUGAAGGGAGUUUUAAGAGACUCAAUUGAAAUGCUUGAGCAGCUAAAGACCUCCCUUUCCAUGCUCCAAAGAAGCUUUGACCACUUGAACAGGACACAGAACAGCAAAACUGAGAGUUAAUACAGACAUCAGCUUUCCAUUCAAGAUGUCAGAAGAAAAGACGUGUGUGUGAGGACUUGCGGGUGGGGAUUUUAACUGAUACCUUCGGACUCUUUACUCUUUGGCUUUAAAAGCUGCACAGAAUAAAGGUUUCUGGAAGAAGGAGGGUUCUGCAUUCCCAUAGUCUGGUGAUCUGUCUCUCCUGCCAGCCAUGAUCCUGGGGAGUCUGGCUCAUGAACAGUGCAAAGCUCUCCAGUCCUGUGGUGUGUCAGCAAGGGCAGUUCUACAGCUGGUUAACGGAUCUGCAAAUUCCAGAGGAGGAGAGAGCACCCAUUUUUAGCUGGGCUUGUCUUUAAUGAAAUCAUGGCUUUCUAGGGCAGC